Messenger RNA from Biomphalaria glabrata, 935 nucleotides. Its product is annotated as U2 small nuclear ribonucleoprotein B''-like. Gene Ontology annotation, molecular function: U1 snRNA binding. Gene Ontology annotation, cellular component: U1 snRNP. The record is from RefSeq and is a predicted model, not a curated record. Gene Ontology annotation, biological process: mRNA splicing, via spliceosome. The transcript has 7 exons. The coding region runs from base 127 to 867 and encodes 246 amino acids. Lineage: Eukaryota; Metazoa; Mollusca; Gastropoda; Planorbidae.
CGUCUUGCCGAAACAAACUUGACAAGUUGGCAACAACAAUCAACCGGAAGUGAAAGUAAGUGCUAACUACAAACUGAAACGAUUAUUGUUAAUAAUUAUCAGUCACAGAUUAAAGAAUAUUCAGAAAUGUCCAUCCAUCCUAACCACACAAUCUAUAUUAAUAAUUUAAAUGAAAAGAUUAAAAAAGAUGAACUCAAGAAGUCACUGUAUGCUAUUUUUUCACAAUUUGGACAAAUAUUAGAUAUUGUUGCACUAAAGACAUUGAAGAUGAGAGGACAAGCUUUUGUUAUUUUUAAAGAAAUUAACAGUGCUGCUAAUGCAUUGAGAUCCAUGCAAGGUUUCCCAUUUUAUGACAAGCCUAUGAGAAUCCAGUUUGCUAAGAAAGACUCUGAAGUUAUUGCUAAACUAAAGGGAACAUAUGUAGAACAACCAAAAAGACCAAGAGAGAAAAAUGAAGAUGAAAGUGCCAAACGUAAGAAGAAGAAGUCACAAGGAGCAUCAGAUGGUGGCUCGUCUUCACUACCUCCACAAAUAACACCAAGACCACCACCACAAAUCAACCCAUCAGCACCAAAUGCUCCAUCAUUGCCACAGACUGCGCCACCAUCUAUUAGUGCAAUACCAGAACAACCCCCCAAUCAGAUUUUGUUCAUCACUAAUCUGCCAGAGGAGACAACAGAGAUGAUGUUGUGCAUGCUCUUUAACCAAUUCCCAGGCUUUAAAGAAGUCCGUUUAGUGCCGGGUCGCCAUGAUAUAGCUUUUGUUGAGUUUGAAACAGAUGUUCAGGCUGGGGCAGCUAAAGAUGCCUUGCAGAGUUUUAAGAUUACACCAACCAAUGCAAUGAAGAUUACAUUUGCUAAGAAAUAGUUUUAGAUUUUUUUUUCUUUGGUGUUUUUUAAAUUUUGUUUUUGUUAAUUAAUAAAUAUUUAGCAGUU